This is a messenger RNA of Glycine soja, 670 nucleotides long. Its product is annotated as dihydroneopterin aldolase 1-like. Bases 120 to 518 code for a protein of 132 amino acids. Gene Ontology annotation, cellular component: cytoplasm. Lineage: Eukaryota; Viridiplantae; Streptophyta; Magnoliopsida; Fabales; Fabaceae. Gene Ontology annotation, molecular function: dihydroneopterin aldolase activity. Gene Ontology annotation, biological process: folic acid-containing compound metabolic process. The record is from RefSeq and is a predicted model, not a curated record. The transcript is spliced from 3 exons.
UAGAGACAUGAAUAUUGAAUAAUCGAUUAUGAGAUUCUCCCCAAGUAAGUAGACAAGGUCACAGAGCAAUCCCUUGGCAGUUCACGAGGCUUGUUUUAUAGGGCAAUAACUAAGCAAAUAUGGAAUCUGAAGCACUGAUAUGGGGUGACAAACUCAUACUGAAGGGAUUGUCAUUCCAUGGUUUUCAUGGAGCACUACCGGAAGAAAGGAAGCUAGGCCAGAAGUUCGUGGUAGAUGUUGAUGCAUGGAUGGAUCUGAAAGCAGCUGGCAAAUCUGAUCACUUAUCAGAUACAAUUAGUUACACAGAUAUAUAUGAUAUAGCUAAGGAAAUUCUUGAAGGGUCACCUCAAAACCUUCUGGAGUCAGUGGCACAAAAAAUUGCAGUGACUACUCUGACAAAUCAUAAGCAAAUAUCUGCUGUUCGAGUGAAGGUUGAAAAGCCUCAUGUGGCAGUUCAAGGUCCACUUGAUUACUUAGGCGUUGAGAUACUUAGACGCAGAAGCGAUUUGUCAGAAUAGAAAUUUCAUAGUUUUGUUCUCUCUGGUUUUUGUUGCUCUCAUUCUGAUUUGUAUUGUUUGUUUUCAUUGAAUGUUUCUUCUUGCCAUUCAGUUUGAUACAUCGUCAAGUUCCAUUUGAUAUAAAGGUAACUCUUUCCCUGAGUACCCUAUUA